AUGAAGUGGGAAUUCUUUGCGUCCGCUUUGCUGGCUGUUCUCCCUGCUGCGAACGCUAAAACAGCAUGGCAACAGAGACGGUUCGACGCUGCUGUUCCCUUGACACAGAACACGACCUUCAAUAAUCACAAAUUCAAGACCAAAGACGAUGCCCUCGCAGCUCUUGCGGGCGUGUUAGGCGAAAGUGCUCCGGUCACGCGGUCAGGCGAUUUCAGAUACGGCCGGUCUAUUAGUAGGAUAUGGACGGAGCAAAACAAAAUCUAUCCAGACGCAAUUGUUUUUCCCUCCAGUGCCGAACACGUCAGCAUAAUUAUGCAGUUCUACUCCCACGCAAGUACGCUCUGGAAAGAAGGCUUUGCUAUCAUCGGCGGCGGUCAUGCAGAUCUGGGUGGCGCUCAGUCACCCAGCGUAGUCAUUGAUCUCCAGUCCAUUAACAAGACAGAGAUAAUCUCCAGCAAACUCAAUACCAGUGAACCGGCUGUACUCAAGGUUGGCGGUGGCUCAGAAGCUGGAAGUGUCUACUCUGCGCUCGAAGGUACGGGCUUGGCCUUUCUAGGACCUCGCGCAGCAUCAAUCGGUGUCGGUGGCUUCUUGCUCGGAGGGGGGAUUGCUUUCCAGACUGGCAAGUAUGGUGUUGCUGCUGACAGCCUCCUGGGUCUUGAGGUGGUUCUUACCGACGGGCGCAUCGUAUAUGUCAACCCCUACAACGAAUACAAGGACUUAUUUUGGGCAGCUACGGGUGGAGGCUGGCUUGGCUUUGGCGUCAUCACCAACUUCUACAUUCAAUCGUACCCGGAUCCAGGCCUGGCUUACAUUGCGACUGUCGCCUGGAGUGAGGACAAGGCGGAGGAAGUUUUCGCAUUGACAACUGAGUUCUUCGAGACCAACACAGAUCCGAACGCCUUCCCGGCGCUCUUGUAUUACUACAAGGAUCCUAAGGCGAUCAACGCCUUGGUCCCCGUCACGUCUCGCCAAUUUACUUUCCAGCUCAAUGCCCUCCACUUCGGCGGCGGAUGGGAGGCGCUGAACGCCAGCUUUGCAAAAUUCUACCCCAAUGCCGACAGCUUGCAGCUGCAACAGGUCAAUCUCAAGGAAUUGGAUCAAUAUCUUCUCACUAAUUACCCAUAUGGAUACCACCGCGAAUUUUACGGCAAAAGCCACACCAAUUCGACUGUGGAUUUCUACCGCAACCUUUUUGCCAUCUACAAGGAGACCGUUUUCGGCAUGAUCGAGCGUGGUGAAGAUCCAGGUCAUACGAUCUGGGUUGACGAGUACGUCUUCCCUGGUUGGGGAGGCACUGGUCCUGAGCACGACAGCGAUACUGCCUGGCCCCAUUCGACCAGCGCUCACAUCACCUUGACUUCGGGCGAGUGGAGUGCGGACAACACGACGCAGUACAUGCACGACCGCGACCGCGAUGGCCCGAUGGCGUACUUGCGCGACUUCCAAAACAACCUUGGCGUGGCUCCCAUCUACGACUAUCCCAACUACAUUGCGCCACACAGCAAGCCCGGGGAAGUUUGGGGCGCAGAUAACUUUCGCCGUCUGACCUCCAUUAAAGAGAAGUACGAUCCUUCAUGUCUGUUGAACAGGGGCCGCAUCCCUCCUACCUCCGCAUGUGUGCGGAAAGGUUUUGCGAACACUUUUCUUUAG
Ascochyta rabiei is the source of this 1653-nucleotide messenger RNA. RefSeq lists its product as uncharacterized. Gene Ontology annotation, molecular function: FAD binding. NCBI's taxonomy places the organism in Eukaryota, Fungi, Ascomycota, Dothideomycetes, Pleosporales, Didymellaceae. Bases 1 to 1653 code for a protein of 550 amino acids. The transcript is spliced from 4 exons. The record is from RefSeq and is a predicted model, not a curated record.